This is a messenger RNA of Pteropus alecto (black flying fox), 2580 nucleotides long. RefSeq names its product hyperpolarization activated cyclic nucleotide gated potassium channel 1 (gene HCN1). Gene Ontology annotation, biological process: transmembrane transport; potassium ion transport. Gene Ontology annotation, molecular function: voltage-gated potassium channel activity. Bases 1 to 2580 code for a protein of 859 amino acids. The record is from RefSeq and is a predicted model, not a curated record. Lineage: Eukaryota; Metazoa; Chordata; Mammalia; Chiroptera; Pteropodidae. The transcript is spliced from 9 exons. Gene Ontology annotation, cellular component: membrane.
AUGUCCCAGGGCUCCCGAGUUCAAUGUCACGCUGGGCAGAAGUGGAGCAAGAGUGGAGGGACAGUGUGCCGUGUGCCGGCGGGCGGAGAUCUUUUCCGCGGCGGCGGCGAGGAGCCGGCGGGGGGCUUCGAGGACGCCGAGGGGCCCCGGCGGCAGUACGGCUUCAUGCAGAGGCAGUUCACCUCCAUGCUGCAGCCCGGGGUCAACAAAUUCUCCCUCCGCAUGUUCGGGAGCCAGAAGGCGGUGGAGAAGGAGCAGGAAAGGGUUAAAACUGCAGGCUUCUGGAUUAUCCACCCUUACAGCGAUUUCAGGUUUUAUUGGGAUUUAAUAAUGCUUAUAAUGAUGGUUGGAAAUCUGGUCAUCAUACCAGUUGGAAUCACAUUCUUUACAGAACAAACAACAACACCAUGGAUUAUUUUCAACGUGGCUUCAGAUACAGUUUUCCUUUUGGACUUGAUCAUGAAUUUUAGGACUGGGACUGUCAAUGAAGACAGUUCUGAAAUCAUCCUGGACCCUAAAGUGAUCAAGAUGAAUUAUUUAAAAAGCUGGUUUGUGGUUGACUUCAUUUCAUCGAUCCCAGUGGAUUAUAUCUUUCUCAUUGUAGAAAAAGGAAUGGAUUCAGAAGUUUACAAGACAGCCAGGGCACUUCGAAUUGUGAGGUUUACAAAAAUUCUCAGUCUGUUGCGUUUAUUACGACUUUCAAGGUUAAUUAGAUACAUACAUCAGUGGGAAGAGAUUUUCCACAUGACGUAUGAUCUCGCCAGUGCGGUGGUGAGAAUUUUUAAUCUCAUUGGCAUGAUGCUGCUUCUGUGCCACUGGGACGGCUGCCUCCAGUUCUUAGUACCACUUCUGCAGGAUUUCCCACCAGAUUGCUGGGUGUCUCUAAAUGAAAUGGUGAAUGAUUCUUGGGGAAAGCAGUAUUCAUAUGCACUCUUCAAAGCCAUGAGCCACAUGCUGUGUAUCGGGUACGGAGCCCAGGCCCCGGUCAGCAUGUCUGACCUCUGGAUCACCAUGCUGAGCAUGAUCGUCGGGGCUACCUGUUACGCCAUGUUUGUGGGCCAUGCCACAGCUUUAAUCCAGUCUUUGGAUUCCUCAAGGCGGCAAUAUCAAGAAAAGUAUAAGCAAGUGGAGCAAUACAUGUCAUUCCAUAAGUUACCAGCUGAUAUGCGUCAGAAGAUACAUGAUUACUAUGAACACAGAUACCAAGGCAAAAUCUUUGAUGAGGAAAAUAUUCUCAACGAACUUAAUGAUCCUCUGAGAGAGGAGAUAGUCAACUUCAACUGUCGGAAACUAGUGGCUACAAUGCCUCUUUUUGCUAACGCGGAUCCUAAUUUUGUGACUGCCAUGCUGAGCAAGUUGAGAUUUGAAGUGUUUCAACCUGGAGAUUAUAUCAUACGAGAAGGAGCCGUGGGUAAAAAAAUGUAUUUCAUUCAACAUGGUGUUGCUGGUGUCAUCACAAAGUCCAGUAAAGAAAUGAAGCUGACGGAUGGUUCUUACUUUGGAGAGAUUUGCCUGCUGACCAAGGGACGCCGCACUGCCAGUGUUCGAGCUGAUACGUAUUGUCGUCUUUAUUCACUUUCUGUGGACAAUUUCAAUGAGGUCCUGGAGGAAUACCCAAUGAUGAGAAGAGCCUUUGAGACGGUUGCCAUCGACCGGCUAGAUCGGAUAGGAAAGAAAAAUUCAAUUCUUCUGCAAAAGUUCCAGAAGGAUCUUAACACUGGUGUUUUCAACAACCAGGAGAACGAGAUCCUGAAGCAGAUUGUGAAACACGACAGGGAGAUGGUGCAAGCAAUCGCUCCAAUCAAUUAUCCACAGAUGACAGCCCUGAAUUCCACAUCUUCAGCUACUACGCCGACCUCCCGCAUGAGGACACAAUCACCGCCGGUGUACACAGCAACCAGUCUGUCUCAUAGCAACCUGCAUUCCCCCAGUCCCAGCACACAGACGCCCCAACCGUCAGCCAUCCUCUCACCCUGCUCUUAUACCACUGCGGUCUGCAGCCCUCCUGUACAGAGCCCACUGGCCACUCGAACUUUCCACUAUGCCUCUCCCACUACUUCCCAGUUGUCACUCAUGCAGCAGCAGCAGCAGCAGCAGCAGCAGCAGCAGCAGCAGCAGCAGCAAUUACAGCAGUCCCAGCCACCGCAGACCCAGCAGCAGCCCCAACAGCCACAGACACCCAGCAGCUCCACGCCGAAAAACGAAGUGCACAAGAGCACUCAGGCUCUGCAUAACACCAGCCUGACCCGAGAAGUCAGGCCCCUCUCAGCCUCGCAGCCCUCGCUGCCUCAUGAGGUUUCCACCUUGAUUUCCAGACCUCAUCCCACUGUGGGCGAGUCCCUGGCCUCCAUCCCUCAACCCGUGACAGCCGUUCACGGCACAGGCCUUCAGGCAGGGAGCAGGGGCACUGUCCCCCAGAGAGUCACCCUGUUCCGACAGAUGUCAUCAGGAGCCAUCCCCCCCAACCGUGGAGUCCCUCCUGCACCUCCUCCACCAGCAGCUGCUCUUCAGAGAGAGUCUUCCUCAGUCUUAAAUACAGACCCAGAUGCAGAAAAGCCACGAUUUGCUUCAAAUUUAUGA